UCGCUCCAUUUGCAGCUUGCUAGCUUAGCUCCAACCAAAUACCAUCACACACUGACCUACCUAGCUACCUAGCUCCCUUACUAGUAAGUUAAGAUAGUAGUCCUUUGCAACAAGAAGCACUUGCUGAUUCUUAGCAACAAUCUCGAUCGAUCGCCGAUGAGAAGGCAGGGCGGCAAUGAGGCUUCCCCCUCGAUCAUCCACACGUCUUCCAUCGCUCUUCUCCAGGAGAGGUUCAGGAACCUGCAGAGGGUCAAGGAGAUGAGGGAGGGGAGGGAGCUGCAGAGGGUGCACCACCAUUCCGGCGAUGCCACCGACCCUGAUCGUGCCGGGUCCCCGUUGGCGCCGGCGCCUCUGAUCAACCACAGCCUACAGGCGGCGGCCAACGGCGACGAGCGGCCGAGGUGGUUCUUGCACCCGGACCUGGUGCGGCCGUCGAGGCCUCUGCACGGCGCGGCGGGGUACAGCGGGCACGGAGGCGCCGUCCAGGCGUCGCAGCCCGUGGCGGCGACGGCGGCGAGCCCGUGGGGUGACGUGCCCAGAAUGCAGAGUUCAGGCUAUAGGGGUGAUGUAGACGUUGACACCUCGCUUCAUCUGUAAUCAUAUUCUACGUAUGUAUGGCGUCCCUGCCGUUCUUUCGUUAUUUUGUACGGCUUGUAAGCUC
Lolium rigidum is the source of this 661-nucleotide messenger RNA. RefSeq lists its product as uncharacterized. Bases 157 to 597 code for a protein of 146 amino acids. The transcript has a single exon. Lineage: Eukaryota; Viridiplantae; Streptophyta; Magnoliopsida; Poales; Poaceae. The record is from RefSeq and is a predicted model, not a curated record.